UAGGAUAUGAAGGUCUAAACCAAUCGCCUAUAAAUGCCUUCUGAGUGUACUUUGCCUAGCAGUGCGUUUUUGACAUCAACUGUCAGUGCGUCUCCGGCAUAAUGAAUAUUUACGUAGCGAUAUCGUGCCUCCUCGCCUUGACGGCGUCUGUCGCGGCUGACGGACUAUUGGGAGGAGGACUAGUAUACGCACCGGGUCAUGCCUCAGUAGAUUAUUAUGCCUAUCCCAGAUAUGCCUUCGAGUAUGCAGUGAGAGACCCUCACACGGGAGACAACAAGGCACAAUGGGAGAAACGAGACGGAGACGUAGUUAAAGGAGCUUACUCACUGGUGGAGCCAGACGGCAGUUUACGUAUAGUAGAAUAUUGGGCAGACGAUAAAUCAGGUUUCAAUGCUGUCGUGAAGCGCCUUGGACCGAACCUGCACCCCGUGUCAGCGCCAGCGUCCAUCUACAAAGCGCCCAUUCCAGUAUUAGGACAUGGUUCAGCCAUUGCCCCAAUUUCCGUUGGACCUAUAGCCAAACUGGGAGGAUUAGCUGGCGCGCCUCUCAUAUCAGGCCCAAUUAUUGGGGGAGCUGUAUCUUCUGCUAAUCUUAUAAAAGCGGCUCCCAUAGCAGUGGCGCCCAUCGCCCCGAUAGCACCAAUAAUCAAAACACCGAUUGCGCCAAUUGCACCCAUUGGAUAUGGAUCAUUAGGAGCGAUUGCAAAACCCAUUGCACCCAUAGCUCCAUUAUUGCCCUCAUACGGAGGACUUCCCGGCCCCAUUUACAAGGCUGGCCCAGUAUACUCUGCUCCUCUGCCGGGUCCCAUAAUCAAAUCUGGACCAAUACUAACAGAAGGUUUGGGAGGUUACUCAGGUCUGCCUCUGUUGAAAGCGCCUAUUAAUUUGGCCGGCAUCGGAGGAUACGCAGGAUUGAAGGGCGAUGGUCUUUUAGGUUAUGGCGGUUAUGGAGGCCUGAAGGGUGACGGUCUAGGAUAUGGAAGCAUUGCGGGCCUGAAAGGUGAUGGCUUACUAGGAUAUGGAGGCUUAGGAGGACUGAAAGGCGAUGCUCUGAUCGGAUUAGGCGGAUACGGAGGCCUGAAAGGCGAUGCUCUGGCAGGGUACGCCGGCCUCGGGAACUUGGGCGGUGGAUACAUCAAAGCACCUAUUGGAGUCAGUGGAACAUUAGGUGACCUUGGCCACGGUAUUCUUAAUACGUGGGGCGCUGGCGGCUCAAUAGGAUCUCUUUAUGGCAAACACUGAUUAAUUUUAUACCUAACCUAGAGAAAUUUCAACUUGAUGCCGCUGUCCAUUGCUACUACUACUACUUCUAUACUUUACUAAGUUGAGUCCCCUUUAGAGAAUGAAAGGAGGACGUUAAAGUCAAGUAACUUUUGUACAUAAGCUAUUUAUGUUACUAAUUAUAAGUCAGACUAGCACUAAUAAAGCAUAGACCACCAUGUGGUUAUA
Messenger RNA from Helicoverpa zea (corn earworm), 1448 nucleotides. RefSeq lists its product as uncharacterized. Bases 102 to 1241 code for a protein of 379 amino acids. The transcript is spliced from 4 exons. The record is from RefSeq and is a predicted model, not a curated record. Gene Ontology annotation, cellular component: extracellular matrix. NCBI's taxonomy places the organism in Eukaryota, Metazoa, Arthropoda, Insecta, Lepidoptera, Noctuidae.